This is a messenger RNA of Teleopsis dalmanni, 2969 nucleotides long. It is a transcript of the gene Ciz1, whose product is annotated as glutamic acid-rich protein. Gene Ontology annotation, cellular component: nucleus. The transcript is spliced from 8 exons. The coding region runs from base 152 to 2794 and encodes 880 amino acids. The record is from RefSeq and is a predicted model, not a curated record. NCBI's taxonomy places the organism in Eukaryota, Metazoa, Arthropoda, Insecta, Diptera, Diopsidae.
AUUUUCUUUGGCUCGGUCGUGUGUCGAAAGAAUUGUGUGAAAAAAAUAGAAGUUCUAAGAAAAAUCUAAGAAAUUAAUUUAAAAUUUGUAAAUAACCACAUUAACAUCGUGUUAAUUUUAUAUAUUCACUUGACUGACUAUAAUUUUUAAAAUGCGUGGAAGCCGUGGUUAUAGUAGUCGUGGAGCAGGACGUGGAGGUGGUAAUUAUCGGUCCUCUAAUUCUUAUGGUAAUCGCGUUCAAUCUUCGGGCGGACGUAGCGGCCGGUACGGUGAUAAUUACAACUCAGGUGGUGGUGGCGGCUCUUCUCGUUACAAUUCUGGUGGCUACAGUGGUGGCGGAAAUAGUAGCAAUUAUGAUUCUAGAAAUCGUAGUAAAUUUUCUGGUGGUGCCAAUCGUCAUGAUACUCUCAAUAAGCGUCAUUAUCGGGACUCAUCUCGUGAUCGAACCGAUGAUAGAAAACGUUCUCGCCAAGACGACUAUCGUCGUACAACUUCAGCCGGACGUAAUCGUACAUCACCGUCUCAAGCGGUAUCUGGUUCAAAUUAUCGUUCAAAUGCCGGUAGUGGUUCAUAUCGUGGCAAUACAAGCCGUACGGAACGUGACAAUUCCACUUCAAACCGCCAUCGUUCACCUCUUGGCCCACCAAAGCGUACUGUCCGCAGUGGUUACAUAUCUAAAGUGCGUGGCACAAUGUCCUCAACAGGCCGUGGCAUGCGUUCAACAAUACGUGGUGGCGGUACACGUCCUAUUCGCAGGGAAUCGGAAAAUAUAAGAAUAAUGCGCAGAAAGCUAUUAUUUGCUCAGCAGAGAGAACGUGUAGGUGCGUUGAAACUCGCACGCUUCAAGAGCUCAUUGCGCCGUAGAAAUAAUGUACGCCGUUCAAAAAGUCCACGUGCAUCACGUAGCAUUAGGAAACGUGAGUCAUCUGGUGGUGAAGAGAAUAAGGACGAUGAUGAUAAGAGUGAUGAUGUUGAUACCAAGAAAAAAUCAAGUAAACGUAGUAGCAGCAAACGUCCGAAGUCUGCAGAAAAAGACGGCGACGAACAACAGUCCGAUGAAGAUGUUGAUGAUGAAGAUUCGUGGAAACAGCAAAAAGAUGAUUUGAAUACUUCUAGUAAGAGUAAAAAGGGUGAGGAUGGUUCGGUUGCAGAUGCCGAUGAAGCUGAUGAAAAUAACGAUGAAGAAACCGAUGAAGUAGCUGAAACAGAUGGUGACAAGGACAAGGAAUCUGGAGAAAAGGAAAUAAAAAAAGAAGGUAAGAAACGUGAAAAGGAUGGAACUGAAGAGGAAGAUCGUAAAAAGGAGAAGGCUACGAAGAAAUCAUCAAUCAAGGAAGAAAAAGAAUCAAGUAGCUCCAAAAAGAAAACCGAUCAUAGUGAUGAUGAACAUGAUAAAAAGGAGAAAACCCGUAGCUCACGUCGUGAUGAGCAUAGCUCACCUAGAAGAGGUUCUCGAUUUAUAAAACUGACUUGCAUUCAUUGUCGCACUAAAUGUGUGACUUUCAAAGAUUAUUCUUAUCAUUUGCACUCACGUGUCCAUAAAAAUGCAGUUCGUCAAAUUGCUGUACGUCAAAAGGCACAUUUGUUACGUUUGCGCGCACGUCAACGUGCCACACAACGUGAAAUCGAGGAGAAUUCCAAGGAGGAACAUGAACCAAAAUUCUGUCAUUUAUGUCGUUUGCAUUAUCGACAACCAAAAGCUAAACAUCAAUUGUCUGAGGAUCACAAGACCAUGAAAAAAUUCUUAAUGCCCUAUUGCUCAACCUGUCAUUUGGCAUUCAAAAGUCCUAUGUUGUAUGAGACCCAUCGUUGCUCGUUGGAACAUAUUAAAAAUAAAGCUCGCAAGCGAGAUUCAGAUAGUGAUAACAGCGGUGACGAUGAUAUGCGCGAAAUCGAUUUAAAUAAAUUUACAACACUUGAUUCAGUGGGUGAAAUUGAUGAAAUCGAUGAUGAUAUGGACAUCGAUGCGCUAUUGAAUGACUCCGAAAUUGGUGGCAUUGAUGAAGACGAUGAAACUAAAGAACGCCAACCGAUUGGUGCACAAUAUGUCAAGAAAAUUGAUGCAUUCUAUUGUAAAUUGUGUAAUCAUUACUCUGCCGCUAAAGAUACGUUAGAAUCGUAUACUUCAAAGCAUUGUCUUUUGCGUACUCACCUUAAAGCAUUUGUACGUCAUAAGGAAGAGGAAGAGAAAGCAGAAAAAAGAAGGAAAGAACUAGAAGAAAAGGAAAGUGCUGAAGCAAAAGAGCAGGAAAAGAAGAAAGAGCGUAAUUCUAACGAUGAGGGUGCUGAUGAUAAUGAGGAAAAAGAAGAAGGUGCAGUUAAUGCAGGAAAAUCUGAUAUUGCCGAUGACGAUGAAGAAGAAAAAAGUGAAGAAGUUGAAGAUGAAGAGACUAAUGAUGCCGAUCACAAUGAAAAUACAGAAAAUGGUGACGAUCAUGUAGAAGACAAGCUAUGGGAAGAGGUGGACAAAGAUCUUGGAGAUUUUUUGCGCGAGGUAGAACCUGCAGAAAAUAAUGGUGGAGAUGAUGAUGAAAUGGGCUACGAAGACGACGAGGAAGGAGAAGUUCUUAAUAUUGAUAUUGAAAGUGAGAAACAAAAGUCAAAAGAAAUAAAUGGCAAAAAAGACGAACCUGAGACUAAACAUAAAUCUAAAACAACUGCAGCAAAGGUUAAUACUCCAACAAAGGCUGCUGCAACACCUAAAACCGCUACAAAGUCAAAGCCCCAGCGUAAAAGCACAUCAGCUAAAUCUUUGGCAGACUCAAAGGAAAAGUCCUCAAUAGCGACUAAGUAAAUUAAAUAGAAAUUAUUUUGAAAUUAUUUCAAAGUAACUGCAAAAAUUUUUUUUUGUAUGAUAACAAUAUCAUCCUUAAAGUGUUAAGAUUAAGAAUAGCAUAUAAAUAUAUCCUUACAUUUUUAAUUAUGUAAUGCAGAAAUAAUUAUAAUUGCAAUCUAGAUUUAGCGAUGUC